Molecule: messenger RNA, 720 nt
Organism: Fonsecaea multimorphosa CBS 102226
Lineage: Eukaryota; Fungi; Ascomycota; Eurotiomycetes; Chaetothyriales; Herpotrichiellaceae
Exons: 1
Coding region: 1-720 (239 amino acids)
Biological process (GO): pyrimidine nucleobase metabolic process; nucleotide catabolic process
Molecular function (GO): nucleotidase activity
Source: RefSeq, a predicted model, not a curated record
AUGGGCUCAGUCCAACCCGACACCGCCGACAAGCGGGCCAUUUUCUUCUUUGACAUCGACAACUGCCUCUAUGCCAAGUCCAAGAAAGUCCAUGACCACAUGGGACUCCUAAUCAACAAAUACUUUGUGACGCACCUCGACAUGUCGGCCGAGGAAGCGACGUACUUGCACAACAAGUACUACAAAGACUACGGCCUGGCCAUCGAGGGUCUGUCGCGCUUCCAUAAAAUCGACCCGCUAGAUUUCAAUCGAGAAGUCGAUGAUGCAUUACCCCUGGACGAGCUUCUGUCACCGCAUCCCGAGACGAGAGCCAUGCUGGAGUCAUUCGAUAAGACCAAAGUCAAACUGUGGCUGUUUACGAAUGCACACAUUACCCACGGCAUGCGUGUCGUGAAGCUACUGGGCAUCGACGAUCUCUUUGAGGGAAUCACAUACUGUGACUACUCCCAGACGCCACUCGUUCCAAAGCCACUUCCGGAGAUGUUCACCAAGGCAGAGCGGGAAGCUGGCGCCACAUCGGAGACCCCCAUUUACUACGUGGACGACUCUUAUUCAAACUGCCAAGCAGCGUAUGUGCGUGGAUGGACCAACACAGUCCAUCUCGUGGAGCCUGGCGUACCGGAUCCACCAGAAAAGGCGAGCAAGUAUCAAAUUAGCGAUCUCUCACAACUCCUGGAUCUAUUUCCUGAACUUCUGAAAAACAGUAAUGGUUCGGUAUGA